This is a messenger RNA of Fimicolochytrium jonesii, 1082 nucleotides long. RefSeq names its product P-loop containing nucleoside triphosphate hydrolase protein. The record is from RefSeq and is a predicted model, not a curated record. Lineage: Eukaryota; Fungi; Chytridiomycota; Chytridiomycetes; Spizellomycetales; Powellomycetaceae. Gene Ontology annotation, biological process: ribosomal subunit export from nucleus; protein import into nucleus. Bases 99 to 749 code for a protein of 216 amino acids. The transcript is spliced from 5 exons. Gene Ontology annotation, cellular component: cytoplasm; nucleus. Gene Ontology annotation, molecular function: GTP binding; GTPase activity.
CCACCGUCGAACAACGAACGCAUCCUGCAACGCACAGCAGAGAACAGCAUCCAUCCAUCCAUCCAUCCAUCUGAUCCUCACACAACACUAUAGCAAAAAUGGCCGACGGCUCGCAAAUGCCCACCUUCAAGCUCGUUCUUGUUGGUGAUGGUGGAACAGGAAAGACCACCUUCGUGAAGCGUCACUUGACUGGAGAGUUCGAGAAGAAGUACAUUGCCACCCUCGGAGUCGAAGUCCACCCCUUGACUUUCCACACCAACUUCGGUCAAAUCUGCUUCAACACAUGGGACACCGCUGGGCAAGAAAAGUUUGGUGGUCUCCGUGACGGUUACUACAUCCAGGGACAAUGCGCCAUCAUCAUGUUCGACGUGACGUCUCGUAUCACAUAUAAGAACGUCCCCAACUGGCACCGUGACCUUGUCCGGGUGUGCGAGAACAUCCCAAUUGUUCUGUGCGGAAACAAGGUUGACAUCAAGGAGCGUAAGGUGAAGGCCAAGGCAAUCACCUUCCACAGGAAGAAGAACCUUCAGUACUACGACAUCUCCGCAAAAUCCAACUACAACUUCGAGAAGCCUUUCCUCUGGUUGGCGCGUAAGCUUAUUGCUAACGCCAACCUCGAGUUCGUCGCCGCCCCGGCACUGGCCCCCCCGGAGGUCCACCUUGACCCCGCACAAGCAGCCGAGUACGAGCGCCAGCUCACCGAGGCGCUUGUCCAACCCCUGCCCGCCGAGGAGGACGAAGACUUGUAGAUAAUAUAUCCCUGGGAAAACAAUACGGAAGGAUCAGCUCCCUCACCAUUCGGUCCCCUUUUCACUGUCUGGGGAGAGAGGGUAGAUGCUCUUACUCUCAAGACUGGAAAAACCCCUGUACCUAUCUCACAACCCGGAACCGUCGUUCGCUGAACGCACCUCUCGAUAGUGGUGGGAGCAUUAAUCACCCGUCCUAAUCCGAACCAAUCCCCCUUACCUACCCCCGUCUGUCCCUCUUCGUUGAUGGCUUUUUUUGUCUUGGUUUUUUUUUAUUUGGUCCGGUUUGCGGUGAGGCGUAAUAUAAAAUGGAUACACAAAACAGAUCUGAGCAGA